GGCAGAGCUUCAGAUCCGCAGCUGCAGGGAAACGCUUUUGCAGCCGGAUCCUGGGAAGGUUUACUUGCAAUUGGAGGCAACCAAACAGAAGGGGAAGGAGAUGGAAGAGCAGGACCCAGAAGGACCAGGAAUUGGCAAUAGAUCAAAGAAAGAACACCAUCCCAUCCAGGUGGGGAGAGGUGUUGGAUGCUGGGAAAGAGCUGUGCCAGAGAUCCUGCAUCAGGACACUGGGAUCCCAGAAGAUCACCGCCAGCGCUUCCGGCAGUUCUGCUACCAUGAGGCUGUUGGGCCCCGAGAAGUUUGCAGCCAGCUCCAUCUACUUUCCAACUGCUGGCUGAAGCCAGAGAGGCACACCAAGAAGCAGAUUCUGGACCUGGUGAUCCUGGAGCAGUUCCUGGCUGUCCUUCCCCUGGAGAUGGAGAGCUGGGUCAGAGGAUGUGGGCCGGAGACCAGUUCCCAGGCGGUGGCCCUGGCUGAAGGUUUCCUCCUGAGUCAGGCAGAGGAGAAGAGGCAGGCAGAGCAGAUAUGUGGACCAUCUGUGAAGACAAAAGCGGAGUUCUCUGAGGAUGAGGGAUCUCCUUGGGAGGAACAGCAGAAGGCCCAGGCACCUGCUCAGGAUGCCAUCUCAUGUGGAAGUGAAGAGAUGGUGUUGAGCCAUCGUCUUUGUAGAGGAGUGGAAACUGCUGCUGCCCCUGCAAACCAGUAUCUAGUUUCCUCUGGUGAUGUGGCUGUGCAUUUCACCAAGGCUGAGUGGGCCCUGCUGGAUCCAGGCCAAAGAACUCUGUACGUGGAAGUCAUGCUGGAGAACUACGAGAAUGUGGCCUCUCUGGGAGAUGUCAAGGAAACAAAAAGAGAAUUUCAAGGGUUUGCACUAGAAAAAGAGAAGGACAGAGAGUCUGAAUAUACCUCUGGAAAUCAAGAUGGACCACACAAGCAGGAGGGGAGCCAUGCAGAGAAGGCAAGGGAUAAAUCCAUUCCGGGCCAAGAAUGGAAUUUCUGUAAAGUAUUUUCUACGGUGAAGAAAACAUACAAAUGCUUGGAGUGUGGACUGAACUUUUCUGAUCAAACGCAAUAUAACAUCCAUUUGCAAAAGCACCCUGGGAAGGUCCAUGAAUGUCUGCAGCGUGGAAAGAGCUUCCUUUGUGGAGAAGAGCUCAUGAGUCAUCAAAGGCUCCAUAUUGGAGAGAAAAUGUAUAGUUGCUUAGACUUCAGCAAGAGGUUCUCAAAGGAAACAAAGCUUAUUCAAUACCAGAUAGUUCAUUCAGAGAGGAGUCCUAAGCAGGUCCACUCAGAAGUUAACCCCAUUUUAUUUGAUGGCUCUUACUCCUGGGAAAACAUUCUUAGGGCUGCAGCCUCAAGAGGGAAGCCAUCUAUCUGCACAGAGAAUAUAAAAAGUUUAUCUGAUGGGAAGGCACAUAAAUGCUUUCUAUGUGGAAAGUAUUUCAAGGACAGAUCUGAGCUCCUUCUGCACCAAAGAAUCCACACAGGGGAAAAAUCUUUUGAAUGCUCAGAGUGUGGGAAGAGAUUCAGCCGGAAUGACAAUCUACAGCAGCAUAAAAAAAUCCACAAAGGGGAGAAGCCUUUUGAAUGCUCAGAGUGCGGAAAGAGAUUCAAUCAAAGUUCCACUCUUCAGGAGCAUCAGAAAAUCCACACAGGGGAGAAACCUUUUGAAUGCUCAGAAUGUGGAAGGAGAUUUAUUCGGAAUUACCAUCUUCAGCAGCAUCAAAAAACCCACACAGGGGAGAAACCAUUUGAAUGUUCAGAUUGUGGAAAGAGAUUUAGUCGAUAUGUCACUCUUCAACAGCAUCAGAGAAUUCACAGUGGGGAGAAACCUUUUGAAUGUUUAGAGUGUGGAAAGAGAUUCAGGUUGAGUAGCCAUCUUCGACGUCAUGAAAGAAUGCACAAUCGGGAGAAACCUUUUGAAUGCUCAGAGUGCGGAAAGAAAUUCAGUCAGAAUGGCAAUCUUCAAAAGCAUCUAAAAAUCCACACCGGGGAGAAAACUUUUGAAUGCUCAGAGUGUGGGAAGAAAUUUUGUCACAGUGAGUCCCUUCAAAAGCAUCACAGAACCCACACUGGGAAGAAAUCUUUUGAAUGCUCAGAGUGUGGAAAGAAAUUCAGUCUGAAUAUCUAUCUUAAACGGCAUCAAAGAAUCCAUACAGGUGAGAAACCUUAUGAAUGCUCCGAGUGUGGGAAGAGGUUCAGUCUGAGUUCCAUUCUUCGACAACAUCAAAGAACCCACACAGGGGAGAAACCUUUUGAAUGCUCAGAGUGUGGAAGGAGAUUCAUUCGGAAUUACCAUCUUCAGCAGCAUCAAAGAACUCACACAGGGGAGAAACCUUUCGAAUGCUUGGGGUGUGGAAAGAGAUUCAGUCACUGUGGCACACUUAAGAAGCAUCUAAGAACCCAUACAAGGGAGAAACCUUUUGAAUGCUCGAAGUGUGGAAAGGCAUUCAGUCAGAAUGACCAUCUUCAGCGUCAUCUAAGAACUCACACUGGAGAGAAACCUUUUGAAUGCUCCGAGUGUGGAAAGGCAUUCAGUCAGAAUGACCAUCUUCAGCGUCAUCUAAGAACCCACACUGGGGAGAAACUUUUUGAAUGUUCAGAGUGUGGAAAGAAAUUCAGUGGGAGAGUCACUCUUCAACAGCAUCAAAGAAGCCACACAGGAGAGAAAGCUUUGUUGGAUGUUAAAAGUGUGGGAAGAGAUUCAGUCGGAGUGACCAUCUUCAGAAACAUCUAA
Molecule: messenger RNA, 2737 nt
Organism: Heteronotia binoei (common prickly gecko)
Lineage: Eukaryota; Metazoa; Chordata; Lepidosauria; Squamata; Gekkonidae
Product: zinc finger protein 420-like
Exons: 6
Coding region: 101-2737 (878 amino acids)
Biological process (GO): regulation of DNA-templated transcription
Source: RefSeq, a predicted model, not a curated record